Molecule: messenger RNA, 810 nt
Organism: Meloidogyne enterolobii
Lineage: Eukaryota; Metazoa; Nematoda; Chromadorea; Rhabditida; Meloidogynidae
Source: the annotation of a GenBank genome assembly
UUUCCAAAUUAAUUUUGUGGGAAAUUCCCACUCAAAAUUAUUGAAGCUUAAUUUGGCUUCGGUUUUUUAUUUUUUUUAUACCGAGAUCUCGGGGGAUUUUAUGCCGGUUUUUUCUUUUUUCUUUUUAUUUAACGUUUUUUAUGUUCUUCAUCUGUUUUACUAUCUGUUUUAUUCGUAUUUUUAUUCGUUUUCCUGCUGCGCGCGCUAAAAUUGCAUAAAAUAAAAAUUUUAAUUUUUUUUUUGAAAAAUAAUAAUUUUCAAUAAUUUGAAGGUGCAGGCCUUUCGUGGACGUGCAGAUGCUUGGCCUGCUCAGCACAGCUCUACAUGGCCCUGAAGUGUUCUGCAUGGAGCUGCUGACAUCCGGUGGUUUUUAUUCCUUUUAUUUUUUAAAAUUAAAUUACCUAAAUAAUUUUUUUUAUUUUUAUGUAUUUUUUGCUUGUGGUGGCGUGUCUCAACAUGGAUGUUCUUCAUGGUCUGGCUGGGAUGGUGGCCAACUUGCUAUUGGUGGUGGUCAAUAUGCUACUGGUGGUGGUCAAUAUGCUAAUGGUGGUGGUCAGUAUGCUAUUGGUGGUGGUCAAUAUGCUAUUGGUGGUGGUCAAUAUGCUAUGUUGGUGGUCAAUAUGCUUUUGGAUGGAUUUGGUGGUGGCUGGCUGGUUUUAAAAUUUUUAAAAAUUUUUAAAAUAAAUAAAAUUAAAUUUUUUAUUAUUUAAAAAAAUUUUGUUUGUUGUGGUGGUAUGGUCAAGAUGCUCUUCAUGGUGGUGGUCAAAAUGCUCCAUGGUGGUGGUCAAGAUGCUCUUCAUGGUGGUGGUC